Tetranychus urticae (two-spotted spider mite) is the source of this 1713-nucleotide messenger RNA. RefSeq names its product MFS-type transporter SLC18B1. Gene Ontology annotation, molecular function: transmembrane transporter activity. Gene Ontology annotation, biological process: transmembrane transport. The record is from RefSeq and is a predicted model, not a curated record. Lineage: Eukaryota; Metazoa; Arthropoda; Arachnida; Trombidiformes; Tetranychidae.
UUAUUUCAUUGUUUCAUAUUUUAUAACCAGUUACAUCUGAUACUUUAGUUAAAGCUCAGAGUGCUUAUUAUUAAACUAAUCAAUUAACCCAAUUCUGAUUUUAAAAAAAGACUUACAAUCAAAAAUAUCUGUGAUUGUAGACUAUAGUCACAAUAAUCAACCGACGUUUACUCAAAAUCAUCGAAUUGAAAUGAUUGGACUGUUUGAAGCAUCAACUGAUUCUCGUCUGUUAACAAGAUCAUGUGGAAAUUGUAGUCUUCAUGCAAGCCAUCGAAGUCCCAUUGAAGAAAUAAAAAAAGUACCAAUAACUAAAAGACAAAUUCUUUGUCUUAUCGCUUUGGCUUAUGGUAAUUUUUGUGUUGCUGCCUGUGUUUCGCUUCAAGCGCCAUUUUUCCCCGCAGAAUGUGACAUCAAAGGAGUAUCUUCCCUAGUUUAUGGCCUGAUUUUCGGUAUCUAUGAAUUAGUUAUAUUAGUAGCCAGUCCAAUCUUUGGUAAAAUGUUUGCCUACGUUACGCCCAACUUCUUUCUUGAAGCAGGACUGUUUUUGGCUGGAGGAACCACUGUACUUUUUGGGAUUUUAGACAAACUAUCAGGACCAUUCGAAUUCACACUAUUUGCGUUUAUCCUGAGAAUAUUUGAAGGAGCCGGAGCUGCUGCUUUUCUUACAUCAUGUUACACGAUUAUGCCAUUGGAGUUUCCCGAACACAUUUCAUUUUUAUUUGCUCUAUUGGAAACCUUUUUUGGACUGGGGUUAAUAGUUGGUCCUACGGUUGGUGGUGCACUUUUCGAGCUUGGUGGAUAUAUCAUGCCUUUCGCCACUUUGGGGAGUUUGAUGUUAUUGGGUAGCUUAGUCAGUAUCAUCCUUUUACCCAAAUCAGGUGACUACACACAAAGUAAAUCACCCAGUGUAUUCUCGUUUCUCUGUGACGCUGGAACGUUACUAGAUGUUCUUACCAUUGCUGGUUGUCUCAAUCUUAUUGGAUUCAAUGCUGCUACACUAGAACAUCAUCUACGCCAAUUUAGUCUCACCCCUACUGAAAUUGGGUCUAUAUUCAUUAUAACUGGGUCAGUUUACGCUUUGACCAAUCCUUUAUGGGGUAAAUUGGGUGAAUACAAGUUUGAUGCACGAUGGAUGGCAAUCAUAGGAACAGCUAUCAAUAUUGUUGGUUUAUUAUUCAUGGGACCAGUGGAUUUCCUUCCUAUUCAGCCUAAACUUUGGUUAGUAAUAGUAUCAUUAAUCAUCGUUGGAGUUGGAAUGGCUGCUAAGCAAGUUAGCGCUUACAUAGCUUGUUUGAAUGACACCAUAAACCGUCGCGGUUAUCCGAAUGAAACUUCAACUUAUGCUCUGGUUUCUGCGGUCAAUUUUUCCUCAUGUUCAGCAGGCGCCUUUGUCGGGCCUACAGUUGGAGGCUAUCUUCUUGGUACCAUUGGUUAUAGAGGCUCAACUCAAGUUAUUCUGGGAUUCGAGAUGCUUACGCUCUUGCUUCACAUCAUUUAUAAAAUAUAUGGUCCCAAACCCUCGAUCUAGUUAUUUUAUUUUAAACUAUUAUCAAUAUAUAAUUCAAUUAUUAAGUGGUCUAUCUUUUUUUGUUCAAGAAAAUAUUUAUUUUUAAAAGUGUUCUCUGUUUCACAACUAAUAAACAUCUCUAAUUUUUUUGCAUUGUGACUAAAUUGUCUCAUAAUUCACAUUCAAUAAACAUAAUUAAAUAUUUA